Otolemur garnettii (small-eared galago) is the source of this 1182-nucleotide messenger RNA. It is a transcript of the gene CCL16, whose product is annotated as C-C motif chemokine ligand 16. Gene Ontology annotation, cellular component: extracellular region. Gene Ontology annotation, molecular function: chemokine activity; CCR chemokine receptor binding. Lineage: Eukaryota; Metazoa; Chordata; Mammalia; Primates; Galagidae. Gene Ontology annotation, biological process: neutrophil chemotaxis; chemokine-mediated signaling pathway; monocyte chemotaxis. The transcript is spliced from 3 exons. Bases 106 to 441 code for a protein of 111 amino acids. The record is from RefSeq and is a predicted model, not a curated record.
ACGGUCAGAGUCCAGAGAACAGAGCAGCUGGAGAGUAGAUGACCAGCUGCAAGAAGGACAUCUCUGUUCAGCUGUCCCCUGAAGCUGUCUCACCCCACGGAGAGGAUGAAGGCCUCUGUGACUGCCUUCUUUCUCCUCAUCUUCAUCCUCAUCGCUACUUCUGCUUUUUGCAGCCAGCCGAAAAUUCCUGAGUCGGUGAACCAUCCACCCACCUGCUGCAUGAAGUAUCAUGAGAAAGUGUUGCCAAGGAAACUGGUGGCAGGAUACAGAAAGGCCCUCAACUGUCAUCUGCCAGCAAUCAUAUUUGUCACCAAAAAGAACCGAAAUGUCUGCAGCAACCCCAGCGACGACUGGGUCCAAGAGUACAUCAAGGAUCCCAGGCUACCUUUGCUGCCCUCCAGAAACUUGGGCAGGGUUAAAAGUAUUAAAAGAAAAGACUAACCCCACCUCCUCAAGUCCCCAUGAGAACCAGGCCUUAGUAGAAGCCCAAGCUUAUGGAAGGAAGGAACAAAGCUACGAAGACAGAGCAGCUUUAUGGUCUGAAAUUAGCAAAACCACAUUCAGAGAAACAGGCUGAUGGUUGAAAUAAAGAAAAUGUAUUUCCAAUGUUUUCUCAGUCUUGGGAGGAAAUGCCAGCCUUAGGAGAGGUGGGCAGAAAUACAUUCUCAGUAUACAAGAAAACUUCUUUCCCAUCCCUCUCCUGGCUCUGCUUGCAAGUCCUCACCCCACACCAAUACACCAGCCAUUCUGAAUAAUUAGCCAGGCUCCAGCCUGCCAGACUCUCCGGCCUCCUCGGUCUUGACCCAUCCAGAACCACCCAGAACUCUUGACUUUUCCUGUCCACACUUACCCCUCUUCUGGAUGUACUUUUUUCUUCCAUUAUUCUUUUCUUUUAUAACACAACUUUCUGUUAGCAGGUUAGGGUGGGGAUAACCACAUUAAUCAUCUUUGUCCUUAUUGCAGAGGGUUUGCUAGAUCAUGCUCACAUCUGGUCUCCCCCAAGAUGGCAUAAAUACAGAGCAGACCCGAUCGAAAAAGAAGCAGCACAAAUUUCUGCCUCCACAAAGCUCUAAGCUCUAAGCUUUGUGGAGCAAGGAAAGGGCACUAGACAAGGUUGGGGGUAAACUCUUGAUCUAAAACUCAAGCAUACAAUAAAUAAAAUUUCCUUAAUUGCCAACUUGA